Molecule: messenger RNA, 1743 nt
Organism: Solanum verrucosum
Lineage: Eukaryota; Viridiplantae; Streptophyta; Magnoliopsida; Solanales; Solanaceae
Exons: 2
Coding region: 1-1743 (580 amino acids)
Source: RefSeq, a predicted model, not a curated record
AUGACUCACAAAGACGGAAAUGAGUCAGACAAUGAUGAGGUCCAGAACCAGAUGAUGUCACAAGAAACAAUGUCAAUCGAAGAGAUAAGGUUACUAAGACAGCAAAUGACGGAGAUGUACAAAGCUUGGAUGAUUGGACAAGCUCCACCGCCUUCAAUCCGUGACUAUCUAAAUACAAAUAUGUCACCCCAUGUCCAAGUAUCAAUGAGUGAUCCAAUCUAUCCACCUGGAUUCGGUCCCUAUGUUAACGCAUCCAAUGUAGCUGGAACUUCUACGGUGCGCCCUUUAAGUAUGCCUAUGACAAGUAAUCCACUAUUCAUUCCAACUGCGCCAACAAAUAUCGUUCAACAACAUAUAAUGGAGCCAAAAUUCAACAACGAUCCUCCACCCAAAGUUCAAUAUGAUCGAGAUUAUACUCCUGAAUUGAUUUUUAAAAUCCCAAGCUCUUACCCUCACACUCAUCAGUAUAGUUCCCAUGUUGAGGCUGAAAAAGCUGUUAAGAACGAUGAACAUGAAGAAUUUGCUAAAAAAAUAAAGAGUUUGGAACAAAGUGUAAGAGAUAUGCAAGGAUUGGGAGGUCACAAAAGUGUUUCAUUCAAUGAUUUGUGCAUGUUUCCCCACGUUCAUCUACCCAUCGAUUUUAAAAUUCCAAAGUUCGAAAAAUAUGAUGGACACGGAGAUCCUGUAGCUCAUUUAAAGAGAUAUUGUAAUCAAUUGAGAGGGGCUGGAAGCAAAGAAGAAUUGCUCAUGACUUAUUUUGGGGAAAGUUUGAUGGGAAUUGCCUCAGAAUGGUUCAUAGACCAAGAUACUUCUAACUGUCAUACAUGGGAUGAUUUGGCUCGAUGUUUUGUUCAACAAUUUCAAUAUAACAUUGACAUAGUUCCAGAUCGCAUUUCACUUGUCAACAUGAGGAAGAAGACCACUGAAAAUUUUCGUGAAUAUUCUAUUAGGUGGAGGGAGCAAGCUGCUAGGGUUAAGCCGCCAAUGAAAGAGUCUGAAAUUAUCGAUGUUUUCCUUCAAGCGCAAGAACCAUAUUACUUUCAUUAUUUACUUUCCGUUGUUGGAAAAACAUUUGCUGAAGUUAUUAAGAUUGGUGAAAUGGUGAAAAAUGGUAUCAAGUCUGGAAAAAUUGUAAGUCAAGCUGCCUUGAAAGCUACAACACAGGUGAUUAAAAAUGGAUCAGGAAAUUUUGGGGGAAAGAAAAUGAAGGAGGAUAUAGCAAAUGUUGUGUCAGGCACACAAAAAGGUCCAAGGGGUCCACUUUAUCAAUCUGCACCACCUCAAUACCAUCAUUAUCUCCCUAUGCAAGACACACAAUAUUCUGGAUUUGGAGGAGGUCAAAGGCCUAGAAACAAUUUCACACCAAUUGGAGAGUCUUACACAAGUUUAUUUAACAAGUUGAAACAUUUGAAAAUAAUAGAGCCGAUUCCUCAAAAUUAUGUGGAUCCACAUGCAAAGGGUUUCAAUCCUACAGCACGAUGUGCAUACCAUUCUGAUGCUCCAGGGCACAGUAUUGAAGAUUGUCGUAAUUUUAAAAAAAAGGUGGAAGAGAUGAUUCAAACAAAGAUGAUUGUGGUUCAAAAUGAUGACCCCCCAAAUUUUACUAAGAAUCUUCUACCGGCGCAUAGUGAUGUACACUUUAUCGAGAUGAUAUGUGAUGACAAAGAAUAUGACAAUUCUGAAGAAAUGGCAAUUGAAAUUGGUAGAGCUUUUACGAAGGCUAACGUGCAAAGCAGUGGCUAA